UUUCUUCCCAGUACUUCCAGCAGCCAGACGCUGGCGCCCAAGCUCGCCGGCUGUUGCUGAGGGCCUGUAGGUGUGUCCAGGACUGAGUGGUGUAGUGGAGACAGGUGAAAGGAGAGUGGAAAGGCAGGGAAAGGCUAUUGUCCUUAUUGCCACUCUUCCCACCCAGCGCCCACCUGUUCUCUGCCCCCUCGACAUCCCUCUGGCUUGGUCACCUGUGCGUGUUAGAGGCUGGGCCCCAGUUCUCUGGGGAUCCUGUACCCAAGGGCCUGGGCGUGUGUGUCUCAUGCUGUCUCCUGGUCACAGGAGCAUGUGGUGUCUGUCAUUUCAUGUUCACAGGUGUCUGAAGUGGCUAUUCAUUGAGCGAUGGGGCUGGACUUGAAGGAAUGCCAAGAGAUGCUGCCCCCACCCCCUUAGGCCCGAGGGAUCAGGAGCUAUGGGGCCAGGGGCCCUCUCGUCUUUACUGCUGCUGCUCUUGGUGGCAAGUGGAGAUGCUGACAUGAAGGGACAUUUUGAUCCUGCCAAGUGCCGCUAUGCCCUGGGCAUGCAGGACCGGACCAUCCCAGACAGUGACAUCUCUGCUUCCAGCUCCUGGUCAGACUCCACUGCCGCCCGCCACAGCAGGUUGGAGAGCAGUGAUGGGGAUGGGGCCUGGUGCCCCGCAGGGUCGGUGUUUCCCAAGGAGGAGGAGUACUUGCAGGUGGAUCUACAACGGCUGCACCUGGUGGCUCUGGUGGGCACCCAGGGACGGCAUGCUGGGGGCCUGGGCAAGGAGUUCUCCCGGAGCUACCGGCUGCGUUACUCCCGGGACGGUCGCCGCUGGAUGGACUGGAAGGACCGCUGGGGUCAGGAGGUGAUCUCAGGCAAUGAGGACCCUGAGGGAGUAGUGCUGAAGGACCUUGGGCCCCCCAUGGUUGCCCGACUGGUUCGCUUCUACCCCCGGGCUGACCGGGUCAUGAGCGUCUGUCUGCGGGUGGAGCUCUAUGGCUGCCUCUGGAGGGAUGGACUCCUGUCUUACACCGCCCCUGUGGGGCAGACAAUGUACUUAUCUGAGGCUGUGUACCUCAACGACUCCACCUAUGAUGGACAUACCAUGGGCGGAUUGCAGUAUGGGGGUCUGGGCCAGCUGGCAGAUGGCGUGGUGGGGCUGGAUGACUUUAGGAAGAGUCAGGAGCUCCGGGUCUGGCCAGGCUAUGACUAUGUGGGAUGGAGCAACCACAGCUUCUCCAGUGGCUACGUGGAGAUGGAGUUUGAGUUUGACCGGCUGAGGGCCUUCCAGGCCAUGCAGGUCCACUGUAACAACAUGCACACGCUGGGAGCCCGUCUGCCUGGCGGGGUGGAAUGUCGCUUCCGGCGUGGCCCUGCCAUGGCCUGGGAGGGGGAGCCUAUGCGCCACAAUCUGGGGGGCAACCUGGGGGACCCCAGAGCCCGGGCUGUCUCAGUGCCCCUUGGUGGCCGUGUGGCUCGCUUUCUGCAGUGCCGCUUCCUCUUUGCGGGGCCCUGGUUACUCUUCAGCGAAAUCUCCUUCAUCUCUGAUGUGGUGAACAAUUCCUCUCCGGCACUGGGAGGCACCUUCCCACCAGCCCCCUGGUGGCCGCCUGGCCCACCUCCCACCAACUUCAGCAGCUUGGAGCUGGAGCCCAGGGGCCAGCAGCCCGUGGCCAAGGCCGAGGGGAGCCCGACCGCAAUCCUCAUCGGCUGCCUGGUGGCCAUCAUCCUGCUCCUGCUGCUCAUCAUUGCCCUCAUGCUCUGGCGGCUGCACUGGCGCAGGCUCCUCAGCAAGGCUGAACGGAGGGUGUUGGAAGAGGAGCUGACGGUUCACCUCUCUGUUCCUGGGGACACUAUCCUCAUCAACAACCGCCCAGGUCCUAGAGAGCCACCCCCCUACCAGGAGCCCCGGCCUCGUGGGAAUCCGCCCCACUCCGCUCCCUGUGUCCCCAAUGGCUCUGCCUACAGUGGGGACUAUAUGGAGCCUGAGAAGCCAGGCGCCCCGCUUCUGCCCCCACCUCCCCAGAACAGCGUCCCCCAUUAUGCCGAGGCUGACAUUGUUACCCUGCAGGGCGUCACCGGGGGCAACACCUAUGCUGUGCCUGCACUGCCCCCAGGGGCAGUCGGGGAUGGGCCCCCCAGAGUGGAUUUCCCUCGAUCGAGGCUCCGCUUCAAAGAGAAGCUUGGCGAGGGCCAGUUUGGGGAGGUGCACCUGUGUGAGGUCGACAGCCCUCAAGAUCUGGUCAGUCUUGACUGCCCCCUUAAUAUGCGUAAGGGACACCCCUUGCUGGUAGCUGUCAAGAUCUUACGGCCAGAUGCCACCAAGAAUGCCAGGAAUGAUUUCCUGAAAGAGGUGAAGAUCAUGUCAAGGCUCAAGGACCCAAACAUCAUCCGGCUGCUGGGCGUGUGUGUGCAGGACGACCCCCUCUGCAUGAUUACUGACUACAUGGAGAACGGCGACCUCAACCAGUUCCUCAGCGCCCACCAGCUGGAGGACAAGGCAGCUGAGGGGGCCCCUGGGGAUGGGCAGGCUGCGCAGGGGCCCACCAUCAGCUACCCAAUGCUGUUGCAUGUGGCAGCCCAGAUCGCCUCCGGCAUGCGCUAUCUGGCCACACUCAACUUUGUACAUCGCGACCUGGCCACGCGGAACUGCCUAGUUGGGGAAAAUUUCACCAUCAAAAUCGCAGACUUUGGCAUGAGCCGGAACCUCUAUGCUGGGGACUAUUACCGUGUGCAGGGCCGGGCAGUGCUGCCCAUCCGCUGGAUGGCCUGGGAGUGCAUCCUCAUGGGGAAGUUCACGACUGCGAGUGAUGUGUGGGCCUUUGGCGUGACCCUGUGGGAGGUGCUGAUGCUCUGCAGGGCCCAGCCCUUUGGGCAGCUCACCGACGAGCAGGUCAUCGAGAACGCGGGGGAGUUCUUCCGGGACCAGGGCCGGCAGGUGUACCUGUCCCGGCCGCCUGCCUGCCCGCAGGGCCUAUAUGAGCUGAUGCUUCGGUGCUGGAGCCGGGAGUCUGAGCAGCGACCACCCUUCUCCCAGCUGCAUCGGUUCCUGGCAGAGGAUGCACUCAACACGGUGUGAAUCACACAUCCAGCUGCCCCUCCCUCAGGGAGCGAUCCAGGGGAAGCCAGUGACACUAAAACAAGAGGACCCAAUGGCACCUCUGCCCUUCCCCUCCCGACAGCCCAUCACCUCUAAUAGAGGCAGUGAGACUGCAGGUGGGCUGGGCCCACCUAGGGAGCUGAUGCCCCUUCUCCCUUUCCUGGACACGCUCUCAUGUCCCCUUCCUGUUCUUCCUUCCCAGAAGCCCCUGUCACCCACCCAGCUGGCCCUGUGGAUGGGAUCCUCUCCAACCUCCUCUAGCCCUCCCUUGGGGAAGGGUGGGGGGAAAUAUAGGAUAGACACUGGACAUGGCCCAUUGGAGCACCUGGGCCCCACUGGACAACACUGAUUCCUGGAGAGGUGGCUGCGCCCCCAGCUUCUCUCUCCCUGUCACACACUGGACCCCACUGGCUGAGAAUCUGGGGGUGAAGAGGACAAGAAGGAGAGAAAAAUGUUCCCUUAUGCCUGCUCCGGGACUUGUUCUCAGCUUGGGCUUCUUCCACCUCCAUCACCUGAAACACUGGACCUGGGGGUAGCCCCGCCCCAGCCCUCAGUCACCCCCACUUCCCACCUGCAGUCUUGUAGCUAGAACUUCUCUAAGCCUGUAUGUUUCUGUGGAGUAAAUAUUGGGAUUAGUGGGAAAGAGGGAGCAACAGCCUGUAGCCUUGGGGUUGGACAUCUCUAGUGUAGCUGCCACAUUGAUUUUUCUAUAAUCACUUGGGGUUUGUACAUUUUUGGGGGGAGAGACACAGAUUUUUACACUAAUAUAUGGACCUAGCUUGAGGCAGUUUUAAUCCCCUGCACUAGGCAGGUAAUAAUAAAGGUUGAGUUUUCCACAA
Molecule: messenger RNA, 3924 nt
Organism: Mandrillus leucophaeus (drill)
Lineage: Eukaryota; Metazoa; Chordata; Mammalia; Primates; Cercopithecidae
Gene: DDR1
Product: discoidin domain receptor tyrosine kinase 1
Exons: 17
Coding region: 434-3064 (876 amino acids)
Biological process (GO): multicellular organism development; cell surface receptor protein tyrosine kinase signaling pathway; positive regulation of kinase activity
Cellular component (GO): signaling receptor complex; membrane
Molecular function (GO): protein tyrosine kinase collagen receptor activity; ATP binding; collagen binding
Source: RefSeq, a predicted model, not a curated record